This is a messenger RNA of Centrocercus urophasianus (Greater sage-grouse), 1640 nucleotides long. It is a transcript of the gene TTC29, whose product is annotated as tetratricopeptide repeat domain 29. Bases 1 to 1458 code for a protein of 485 amino acids. NCBI's taxonomy places the organism in Eukaryota, Metazoa, Chordata, Aves, Galliformes, Phasianidae. The record is from RefSeq and is a predicted model, not a curated record. Gene Ontology annotation, molecular function: protein binding. The transcript is spliced from 12 exons.
AUGGAGGCUCUGCGCCGCUGCUUUUCAGUUGAAAUGAAAGUGUUGCCUCAAGAAAUCAUUCAAAGCCCACCAUGGCAUCCCAGGUUUGAAGAACCAACGAUUUGUCCACCAUUAGGUUUUGCCAGGAUUCACUUGAUCAAAGACAAAGAUGGCAUAGAUGAUUAUUUGGCGAAGAAUAUCAAAGGGUUGUCAAAACAAGAAGCUGCGGCUAACAGGAAUUCAUACAAGGAGAACAUCUGCAUAGACAUGCUGCGACAGGGUUAUCACAAGUCCUUCUCCGAGCUCUUCACUCUGAUACAGAAGUGGAAUGCCUUGAGGGAGGCUGCAGGGCCUGGGUCAGCCAUAUGGCAGCGGCAGUCCCUGGAGGAGCAGCCUGAUAAGCUGGAUCAGCUUUACCACUUCCUGACCAGGGCUGAGGCAGCCCAGCGAGCAGGGAACUCUGAGGAAGUUUAUGAUAACCAGCUUAACGUGGCCUACUGCUUCGAUGACUCUGAAGAGAAACAGUUAAGGAAUUACUUUUAUGAACAAUGCUUUAACACUGCUCAACUAAUAAAAACUGAUGGUGGGAAAAGACAAGCGCAAGCACAUGCAUAUAUGGGCCUUAUCAAUGAGGAACAAGGUCAUGUCUUGAAGGCUGCUGAGCAUUAUGAAGUAUUUUACCAGCUAACAGAAGGUUCAACGUGGAAGGAUGAGACAGGCCAGACUUACUAUUCACUGGCAUGUGAGCAUCUUUGGAGAAUUUAUAUAUUACAAGCAGACAAAAUGCUAGAAAACAAAGAACGACAGCAGGCCAUCAGAACAUUAAUAAAAGCUAUCAGAAUGGCAAAAAACGGAGGUGAUAAGAAGAUGGAAGGAGAAGCUGCAUAUUGCUUAAGUUUAGUGUAUCAUUUUGCUGGAGAAGAGAAGACAGCAUUAUCAAUUUUGAACACCUCUAUAAAGAUCUUCACAGCACUGUGUGAUUCUGCAGGCCUAAGAAGAGCAUAUGAAGCUAUAGACAAGAUCCUGGUAAGUCAGGGAAAGGUGGCUGAAAGUCUUGCGCGCUUGGAAGAGUUUAAGAAGGUUGCUGAGAAUGCUCAUCUAAGCCAAAGUGUGGUGGAUGCAUGUGUGUUGAUCGGGAACAUUUACAAUGAAAGAGGGAAUUACGACAAAGCUCUUGAAUAUUUCACUCAGGCUUUCGAGGCAGCAAACACUUUAAAUGAUUUGUUCUUAGCUAAUGAAACAAGGACUUAUUGUGGCAUUGCAAAGGCUCAUAAACUGAUGGUGGCAUUUAACAGCCAUAUAGAAGCAGAAGAUCCCAUCAGCCUCAAGUACUUGCUGGCAUGGAAGGAGAACAGAAGCGACAUGUGCACUGACCCUCUCACAGUCGAGCUCGAUACAGAAACAAGCCCAUGUGAGCCUCCUCCAGAAACUAGCCCCGGUGAAUCUCUUCCAGAGACCCAAAUUCCAGAUCAUUCCUGAAAACAUCUGCUUACCUACAGCGAAGCUGAUAGAUGAACGUCGUGAGUUCAGGAAGAUCUCUGGAAACUCGGGCAACAAAGUAAGAACAUUGGUGGAAGUUUUGUUGUUUAAGUAAGAGCACGUUGUAUAAAUACAUGUUAGCUCUAAGUCCCUAAACGACCAAUGUCAUAUGUGUGGCUCCG